AUGGAUGGAGAAAAAUUCGAGCGUGUCCUCGGAAUGCUCUGGAACCCUAAUACCGACGAGCUAGGAUUUUCUACUCACAUGAAAAAUGAAGUACAUGAUCUUUUGCAAUCUGGCAGCAGGCCUACGAAACGACAGGUUUUACGAUGUGUGAUGUCACUGUUCGACCCCCUGGGCAUACUCGCGCCAUUUAUUAUUCACGGAAAGGUGCUAAUUCAAGACCUUUGGCGAUCGGGGAUCAACUGGGACGAUGAGGUUGGAGACCUAAUAUUUACACGUUGGAACGAGUGGGUUAAGAUGAUCGAUUUUAUCCAAACCGUCCGAUUACAUCGUUGCUAUUUCGCCAAUGCCACAAAGCUUACAUAUAAGAAUACUGAACUCCACGUUUUUGUGGACGCAUCCGAAGUUGCGUACUCUUGCGUGGCUUAUUUUCGAGUUGAGUACGAUGAUGGAACGUCUGACGUUACUUUAAUUUCGGGUAAAGCUAAGGUGGCUCCUUUAAAACCCAUGUCUAUUCCGAGACUAGAGCUUAUUCAGAGCUGUCUCUUAGGAGCCCAACUUUCGAGCUUAAUCAAAGAGAAACACGAUAUUGCAAUUUCCCGUACGAUACUUUGGACCGAUUCAAGGACAGCACUCUCCUGGAUACAUUCGGAUCCCCGCAACUACCGUCCAUUUGUAGCACAUCGAGUCGGCGAGAUUUUAGAGCAGACAACUCCAGCAAACUGGCGGUGGGUGCCUUCCAAGUCAAACCCGGCGGAUGAAGCAACUAAAUGGGGAUGUGGUCCGUAUUUCACAAACAAUUCAAACUGGUUCACUGGGCCAAGCUUCCUUCGGCUAUCGGAACGUCACUGGCCAAGUAUAGUCGGAAAGGUAAACAGUACUGAAGAAGAACUGCGAGCGUCGGUCUUUCUUCACAUAGAAUAUCAACCGAUAAUUUCCUACGAGAGAUUCUCUCGUUGGGAACGUCUUCAUCGAGCAAUUGCCUACGUCUUCAGAUUUGCCUAUCACCGUAAGGUUCCUAUCAGUCUAUCUAGUCCUUUGCAACAAUCAGACUUGUUAGCUGCAUCACAUUUGAUAUUUAAACAGGUUCAACUAGAAGUCUACCCACAAGAAAUGGCUACUUUGGGAAAAGGAAGCGGAGGAGUGCUCGAAUCAAGUAGCCCGCUUCGUAAGUAUGCACCGUUUCUCGACGAGGAAGGUCUGCUUAGAGAGAACAGUCGAAUCCGAAAUUAUGAGUCCGUAGAGUUUGGAAUGCGCUUUCCUAUAAUUCUACCUACAAAGCAUCGCGUGACAUUUCUAGUCGUAGACUCUUAUCAUCGCCGUUAUAAUCACGCCAAUUUUGUAACAGUAGUAAACGAGGUACGCCAACUAUAUACCAUCCCAGGACUUCGCUCAUUAGUCAAAAAAAUAUGCCGAGAAUGUAGAACGUGCAGAUUACGAAAUGCUAAACCUGUUUCACCCCCAAUGGCACCUCUACCAGUCGCUAGGCUAGCCGAUCGUAAUCGUCCGUUCACCUUUACUGGCCUAGAUUACUUUGGACCGCUUCUGGUUAUUGUGGGCCGUUCCAGAGUAAAAAGAUGGAUUGCACUUUUUACUUGCCUCACUACUCGCGCUGUUCACCUUGAGGUGGUUUACUCAUUAUCCACCACUUCGUGCAUUUUCGCUGUUCGGAGAUUCGUUAGCCGGCGAGGCGCUCCUUCUGAGUUCUACUCAGAUAAUGGUACGAACUUUGUAGGUGCUUCCAACAUACUACAAGACCAAAUUCGUCAAGAAAUGAUGAACACCUUUACCAACUGCUACACGAAGUGGCACUUCAAUCCACCAGGUGCUCCUCAUAUGGGUGGCGUAUGGGAGAGACUUGUGCGAUCAGUUAAAACAGCUUUGAAUGACGGGUAUAGCAAGGGUAAAUUGGAUGACGAAGGGCUUAUGACUUUGAUUGUGGAGGCCGAGGGCAUAGUUAACUCAAGGCCUCUGACCUACCUUCCUUUAGAUUCUGCUGAGUACGAGGCCCUUACUCCAAACCACUUUCUCUUGGGGAGUUCCAACGGGAUCAAACAGCCUCCAGUUCCUAUUGAGCAACAUCGAAAUCUGAAAAACACUUGGGCCUGA
Uranotaenia lowii is the source of this 2106-nucleotide messenger RNA. RefSeq lists its product as uncharacterized. Gene Ontology annotation, biological process: DNA integration. The transcript has a single exon. NCBI's taxonomy places the organism in Eukaryota, Metazoa, Arthropoda, Insecta, Diptera, Culicidae. The coding region runs from base 1 to 2106 and encodes 701 amino acids. Gene Ontology annotation, molecular function: nucleic acid binding. The record is from RefSeq and is a predicted model, not a curated record.